Molecule: messenger RNA, 3201 nt
Organism: Epinephelus lanceolatus (giant grouper)
Lineage: Eukaryota; Metazoa; Chordata; Actinopteri; Perciformes; Serranidae
Gene: wls
Product: Wnt ligand secretion mediator
Biological process (GO): Wnt protein secretion; Wnt signaling pathway; intracellular protein transport
Cellular component (GO): organelle membrane; endomembrane system
Molecular function (GO): Wnt-protein binding
Source: RefSeq, a predicted model, not a curated record
UGUGAUUCCUGUUUUUUUUUCUCUCCUCCUCCGAAGUUGAAAGGCAGGAGCAGAGCGGUGUGGAGGGGGCCCAGUUUGUCUUCCGACUGUGGCCGUGGAUGCAACGUCCUCGUCCCUUUUCCACAUUAGUGUUUGUUUCUUGCUCGGUGUGACAUUUGUUUGCACUCCAGCUGUUCUUUCACAAUGGCGGGGGCUAUUAUUGAAAAUAUGAGCACCAAAAAGUUGGUGAUAGUGGGAGUUAUUCUGCUUUUGUUCCAGGCGUUUGCCUUCAUGGUCGGCGGUUUAAUUGCUCCCAGCCCCACCACGGCGAUGCACUACUUGGCCACCAAGUGUGUGGACGCAGUCAAGCAUCGACAGGAAUCAAAAUGGUUCAUGCCUUGGGGUCCCAACCAAUGCGACAAGAUCCGGAACUUUGAUGAGGCCAUGCUGAAGAAGAUUGAGGCCAACAACAUUGUAUUUGCAGUGCACAUUCCUCUGCCUGACAAGGAGAUGAGCCCCUGGUUCCAGUUUAUGCUGGUCAUCCUGCAGUUUGACAUCGCAUUUAAGAUGUACAACCAGAUAGAGGAUGGCGCAUUGGCCACCAUUGACGUGGGCCUGGCCUACAGGGACGACACAGUCAGUGAGUGGACAGAGAUGGCUCACUCUUUCGAAAACAGGAAGCUCAACUGCAACUUCACUACCUCCAAGACCUUUGAGAACGAGGGUCGGUACUAUGAGUGUGACCUGCUGCCCUUCAUGGAGGUCGGCAGCGUGGCCCAUAAGUACUAUCUUCUCAAUAUCCGCUUGCCUGUCAACGAGAAGAAGAAAAUCAAUGUGGGGAUCGGAGAAAUCAAAGACAUACGUUUUGUUAGCAUCCACCAGAAUGGAGGCUUCACCAAAGUGUGGUUCGCCAUGAAGACAUUCCUCACACCCAGCAUCCUCAUCAUCAUGAUCUGGUACUGGAGAAGGAUCACCCUCAUGAGCAGACCUCCUGUGCUGCUGGAGAAGGUAAUCCUCGCUCUGGGCAUCUCAAUGACGUUCAUCAACAUCCCAGUGGAGUGGUUCUCUAUUGGCUUCAACUGGACCUGGAUGCUGCUUUUUGGAGACAUCCGGCAGGGCAUCUUCUACUCAAUGCUGCUCUCCUUCUGGAUCAUCUUCUGCGGGGAGCACCUCAUGGAAACACAGUUCUUUGCAGUUUUGGUUGUGGACAGAGGAGAAGUGACGAUGUGUGAGAGCUGUGUACCAGCCAUCAAAAUCCUCCCUGAACCUGGCCUUCAUCCCACAAAAAACUCGCAGGACCAGACGGAGAGGAACCGAUUCUCCGUCUACUGGAAGCAGGUCGGACCCAUCGUCUUUGGCUCCUUCUGCCUCUUUAUCUUUGACAUGUGUGAGAGAGGGGUCCAGCUGACAAACCCUUUCUACAGCAUCUGGGCGUCUGAUGUAGGCACUGAGCUGGCUAUGGCAUUCAUUAUUGUGGCGGGGAUCUGUGCCUGUCUCUACUUCCUCUUUCUUUGCUUCAUGGUUUUUCAAGUCUUUCGCAACAUUAGCGGUAAGAGGAUGUCCCUGCCCGCCAUGUCCAGGGCCAGACGGCUGCACUAUGAGGGUUUGAUUUUCAGGUUCAAGUUCCUCAUGUUGGUCACUCUGGCCUGUGCUGCCAUGACUGUCAUCUUCUUCAUCAUCAGUCAGGUGAAUGAGGGUCACUGGCACUGGGGAGACUACACAGUGCAGGUGAACAGCGCCUUCUUCACUGGCAUCUACGGCAUGUGGAACCUGUACGUCUUCGCCAUCAUGUUCCUCUACGCGCCAUCUCACAAACGUUAUGGAGACGAGCAGUCGAGUGGUCAGUGCAUCACUGGAGACACCGGGGCAAACAGCGGCGAGGACAUCCAGCUGACCACUACCAUCACCCACGUCGAUGGCCCCACUGAGCUCUACAAGAUGACAGGCAAAGAGGCCCAUGAGUAGACGUCGCACUGUCACUAAGACUCCCCUCGACUACCUACUGCUCCAAACAUCCUCUCCCUCGUAUAUGUAAUCAAACAGGCUUUUCUCUUUACAUCCAUAAACAGUAUGAACAGUCCACCUUGCAAGUAACCUACAGCCACGUCCCCACCAAACACUGUUGGUAUAAUACUGUUAGAACUGGUACGUAACCUGUACGGACGUGUACUGUUUAGUUUCCACUGCAGAUAGUUGUCUCAAAUGUAGGCGGGGUUGUCGUUACUCACAGCUACAUCUGGCUCUCAAUGCAGAGGAUCAUCUGCACCUUUAUCGUCACGGGAACAGGGUCGCACACCGACAGUUUAAGAACAAAAAGAACAGGCUGGAGUGUUCUUUGGUAUCUGAUCAGUGUGUUUGGUACCUCAGCAGAAGGGUAACGAAAAAACGGUACAUAAUGGAUCUGUUUUAUUGGUACCAGCUACAACUUUUGACAUUGGAGGCGCAAAAUGAAUCACUCUAAUGUGUAACGAAUUGAAGUGAACCAGACUGCUCGGUGGAAACGAGGCUUAUCAGUCCCACAGUUCCUGUCCUCUGUCAGCACCAGACCCUCAGCUGUGUGACUCGUUACGUGCCACCCUGUUUCCCCAUUGUAUCUCUAAAGGCUGAAUAUUAUCAACACUCCUAUCAGUCCAUUUCAUUUCACUGUGGAUUUUUUUUCCGACAUUUCAAACUUAAUGUAAACUAUGUUGUGUAUGUAAAUGUUGCACAACGCUUUUGACGCCAAAAAGAAAGAGAUUAGAGUGUAAAGAAAACUAUUUCUUGGUGGUCAGAGGUUGUAUUCGGUAGCCGUGCGGUUAAACUUAAUCAUUUGUAAAGACCGGAGCUCUAGGUGAAGAUGGACAGAAGGAUACACGGUUUAAUUUUCUGCUUAAUUACCUGUCAUAUUCUCAGUCACAGCCUCAGAGCCCGUCACAAACACCCAUUCUUCCAUAGAAAGUAGAUCGUGUUUAGUACUGCUGUCAGUCUUUAAAGUGGUGGAGAUCUUUUUUUAUAUCAUUGGGGGAAAUGUACAGACCACAUAGCCACUUUGGGAAAUGCAUACUGUAUGUUCAUUAUGUUACUAUGUAGAUAUCUAUUUUUUAUAAAGUGCUUAUUUUCAACUUCACAAAAUAUAUGCAUCAAGCUCUAUCAAUGUUUUUGAAGUUGACUGUAGCCGAUUAUACAUGGUUCUUAGUUUGUUUUUGCUUUUUAUGCUAAUUUAAAUAAAAAACUUUUACUUAA